ACUUGUAGUCCCCGCUGGGUUCUGGAGCGCCAGGGAAGAUGUCCGAGGUGCGUCUGCCUCCUGUUCGGGCGCUGGAGGAUUUCGUGCUGGGCUCCAGCCGCCUGGCCUUCCCGGACCUGCGCGACGGGCAGCGCUGGCAGAGCCGCGUGGUCAACAACCUCCUCUACUACCAGAGCAACUACCUGCUGGUGAUGGGAACAGGGCUGGCCCUGGGAGGGUUUUUUUGCCCCGGACUGACAUUGGUGAGUGGUGCCCUCGUCACUCUGAUCUUUGUGGGCUUUGUUUGGGCAGCUGAGAACAAGGCUCCUGUACGACGCUUCCGAAGGAAUUACCCUGGCACUUGCUUCUUUGCUGUCCUUGGAUUGGCAUACUUCCUGGUAUCUCUCUUGGAAGGCUCUGCCACCUUCUUGGUUUUCAUCGCUCUGCCCAUCAUGUUGAUCCUCAUCCAUGCCUCUCUGCGUCUUCGCAACCUCAAAAACAAGAUAGAGAACAAAAUCGAAAGCAUCGGACUCAAGCGCACACCUAUGGGGCUGCUCCUGGAAGCACUAGGGCAGGAGCAAGAAGCUGGAUCUUAGACAAUCACCAAGGUUCUCCUUGUCCUCUGGAAAGAAAGUUACCUACUAUCUUUUUCUUCUUUCCAGUGGACUGAUGACUCUCUCUCAUUUGCUUAUGUAUUCACAUAACUCUGUUGAAAGUCCUGGCUAUGAACUCAUGCAAAAGACACUAUUCUCUGGCUAGACAACCAGUGGAAUUCCCAGCUCAAAGUAGUGACUGGUGAGGCUCAAUAGAGAAGUAAAAGGGGAAAAACAAGGUGGACCUUAAGGCAGUAUUUCUAAUUCAUAAUACAGUAUGUAUUAAUUCUUGGGACUGUUUACCUGUUUACUCUUAGAGAUGUGAGAUAGAGUGAAGUGUCAAGUAAGAUUAAUGAAAGAUGGGACCAUGUUUUUUCUAAAUUCUGACUGUAAAUAUUAGCCUGUGGAACUGUCAGACACUUGAUUGGAAAAAACAUCAAACAACAUUGUAGAGCAAAGAAAUGGUAGGUAUAGUUCUAGUUCUAGUUGUUCUGAGGAAGGCUGUCUUCUAGAAUAGUACUGCAUAGAAUUUAUAUACCACAUUCCAGUGCUUUAUACACAGCAUUCAUAUACUCUUUAUAACAGCUUUGUUGUUUAGACUGUGUUAGCUGUCUUCAUAUUGUAAUGAAAGGGCUGAGGCUGGCUGAGUGUCUUGACUCAGUUCAACCAAUAGUCUACAAAACCUGUAGUGUUUUUUGUUUUUUAUAGAGAGACAUGGAGCAAAAAUUCCUGUCAGAGGAAAGUGGAUAUGGUGUUUGCAGAGGUGGUCUUGCAUGGUAGAAAAUAAUUUCGGAGGACCUACCUAAAUGUUCAAAUUCAUGAUGAAGGCUAGCAAUCCAUCAGCCAUAUUGGCUUCCAUUAAUAUGUGUGUAGACAACAGAAAACUCCAGAGUAGCCAAAGAAUGUAGCAAACUGUAUGUUCCAUUUCUGAGGUGGAAAAGCCAGCCCAGGUAGCCCUCAUUUUGUCUGUACACUUCUUAAGGAAGCAUCCCAGAAUCAAAACAGGAAAAGAUUGAAAUAUUGUCUUUCACCCCGUCAGCUCUGUAUUCUUAAUUGCUUUUUGCACGUUUAAAUCUAGCCAGAACGGAUUCACCACUCCCCUGACAUGGGAAACCCUCUUGGUCCAAAACUUCAGAGAAUGGACCAAGCCUAGAAUAGUGCUUAGUGCUGAAUAGAGUAAGAUACAUAGUUGAGGAAUGGGAUGUUAGCUAAUAUACCAGGAGUAGGGAGCCUUCAGAUAUUUUGGACCUCAGCUCCCAGAAGCCCCAGCCAGGAUGGAUAAUGGUAAGGGAUUGUGUGAGUUGUUCUCUAAAACACCUGGCAAACUGAAGGACGGUUCCCCACCCAACUGUGUUAGCACUUUUUUUUUCAUGAACAUGCUAGAAGUUUCUAGAAGCAUUACCAAGAAGCAAAAUCAUGAAAGGAAUUCCAAUAUUAUACUUGUCCAGUUUUUAAAAAAAAUAUCUUAUUUAUUAGUUAGUUGCUUUUUUUAAAAAAAUGCUGCGGUUGAUAAAGGACUUGAAAGCUUAUUUCCAACUUAUGCUAAAAUUGUGUUAGAGAAAUAUGAAGCCCCUUUGUACUCCUUGGAUUUUGGGAUGGUGCAAACAAAACUGCAGUUGUGAAAUCAAAGGCUUUCAUGGCUGGAAUCCAGUUUUUUGUGGGGUUUUCAGGCUAUGUGGCUAUGUUCUAGAAGAGUUUAUUCUUGACAUUUCAGCAUCUGUGGCUGGCAUCUUCAGAGAAUUCUGGCAUGGGAGCGAGUGGGGUGUAUCUAUACCGUGUGAUCCUUCGUUGAGAGCAUGUGCUUUACAUGUUUAUCUUUGUGUUGAGCAAUGGCUCACUAUUGGCUUAGCACAUUAACUGGGCUCCUGUGGGUAAGCCUUCCUUGUCAGGUUCUUAAAUACCAUCAAGGGCUUCUUUCAACCAACCUGAUGCUUGAUCUGCCUGCCAAAAGACACCAAAAGCUCCCUGCAGAUGUCACAGAGUACAAGCAAGAGUCCAUUGCUGCAUGUCUCCCACACCAUCAGGUCCCAGACCUGUCUAGUUGUACGGCUUCCCAGCCUUCUCUAAAAUAUGGUGCACUCUAGAUGGUUUGGGCCUCAGUUCCCAUUAACUCAGGUGCUGUGGCUUCUGUGUGUUUGAUAGCAGUUGUGUGGCGUCAAGUCAUUUUCAACUUAUGGAAAGGCUAAAGCGAACCUAUCAUGGGGUUUUCUUGGCAAGAUUUGCCAUUGCCUUCCCCUGAGGCUGAUAGCAUGUGACUUGCCCAAGGUCACCCAGUGGGCUUCAUGGGGAAUCAAACCCUGGUCUCCAGAGUCAUAGUCCAACACUCAAACCACUGUGCCAUGUUGUUUGAUAGCAGGCUAGUCAUGAAAAAUUCAUAUGGUCCUUUAGUGUUAAGGAAGCUCUUCACCUCAGAAACACUCCUGUCAGCCUGGACUCCAUCCCCCUGCCAAUCCUAUGUACCAAGAAGUAUAAACUGGAGAGGAGAAAGAGUCUAUCAUUGCCAAGAUGCCCUUACCCUGUAGAAAGAUCCUGUGCUGUGUAAGUGUUGGAAUGGCACUCCAUACCUCCUCACAUUGGCAGUGCAGCCAUGGAUGCUGCCAGGCUAAGAGAGAACCAGCAUGGUGUAGUGGUUUGAGUGUAAUACUGUACUAGGACUCUAAAGAUUGGGGUUCAAUUCCUCCUUUGACCAUGGAAACCCACUGGGUGACCUUGGACAAGUCACACUCUCUCAGCCUCAGAGGAAGGCAAGGGCAAAUCCACCUCAACAAAUCUUGCCAAGAUAGCCCCGUGAUACAUUUGUCUUAGAGUCAUCAUAAGCUGGAAAUGACUUGAAGGCACACAACAACUUGUAUCUCACCAAUAGCCUUAAGAAGGGACAAACUGGGAUGAAGACGGGUGUUGACUGAAUCCACAAACACACAAGCCCUACCUCAAAAGGGUGCCUCAAGAAAUGGUGUCUGCCAUUUUCCUCUGAAGCAAACAUGGAAGAGGGGAUGACUUGGCCUCUGAGUGACUUCUGAGGCUACUUCCCCUCAUUCCAGCUUCACUUUGCAACAGAGAUGGUGGCUCAGUACAACUUUCCUCCUGAUGUGAAGGAUCAUGCCAAGAGGAGAUAGAGAUUUCUCCCUGCCUUCAUCUAGCCUAUAAAUGUUUAGGGUCCCCAGUUUUAUUAUCAUAUUUUGGAGGAAGUGUAUUCAAGGGGCAAGCAAUUGGAUUGCUAAGACACGGGGGGGAAUGUUUAGCUCUCCUAAUGAUGGAGCACAAGUCCUUUUAAGUCUAGCCAACAUGGUCAUUUCCAACAACAGGUUCCUCAUUCCUAACUUAUCUGGAGAGCCACAAGUUUUCCACUAAAUAAACUCAUUUGGAACUCCCAUCUUUAAACAUUAUGCUAUACAUAUUCUCUUCAAAGCAUAUUUACCACCCUCUUUUCUUUCUGCCAACCACCCUUUGGUUUGCAGCACAUUAAAAAAAAUGCAUGGCACAGGCUGACCAUGAUGACAAAGUGAUGUAUGGCUGUGGGUCUUUAAACAGAACAGCUCUCCCAAGUCUGAAACAAGUUUCACUCAACUUUAGUGAGGCUGUCAAGUAUUUGAUUUGGGAUUUUAUACACUAAAAGCAUGUGUUUUCUAUUAUUUACAGCAUUCUAUAACCUAUCUGACAAGGUACAGCAUCUCUUUAAAAAGCUUUUCCUAAAAAGCUUUUGCAUUGCUUUAUAUAGUGCGAAACUGCAAUGUUUGAAAGUACUGACCUCUCUCACAUGCUUCUCAGCCAGCAGAGUUCACUAGAUGUUGCUCACAGGUUGCCACCUGCAAAAAUCAAUGCACUUGGUGCAAUAUGAAGGAUUCCUCUUUGAUGGCAGACUGCCACCUGGUGUUAUUUUCAUUAGCUGAAGAAUGUGCGUAUUUGAAUCCCAACCCUUAGGGGGGAAAUCUGAGGCACAAACACACUAUUAAAUACUUAAGGCUGUCAUUUUAAAUAUAUUUAUCAUAAUACUGGGACUUACUUUCAACUAAACCUGGCAUGGAUGUGGGUGUUAACAUUUGGGAAAAGUCUGCCAGUUCUUGUACUCAAGAUAAAACAUGGUUGCUGUGGCCCUAGAUACUAUUUCGUUUCUGUGGAAAUUUGCUAUUUUAUAAUUCCCCUGCUCUUUUAAACAGCUUUAGAAAUAGAUUUUCAUGUGAAAUUCCCUACAUAAAACUGAUGACAGAGACCUUGUCACAGAUUUAGAGGUUUGGAUUUCCCGAGUUCUCACAAUAAAAGUGCCACUCAGACGUAAGUAUUAGACCAAGGAGAGCAUGAACUGUCUUUUUAAAAAAACAUUAGCUAUCACAUACGGCUUAUUUCAUCUUUUUUUGUUUUUGUUUGUACAUUUCUACAUAUUUGUAAAAAUAAAGUCUUGUGGUCAUUAUCACA
This is a messenger RNA of Sceloporus undulatus (fence lizard), 4985 nucleotides long. It is a transcript of the gene PRAF2, whose product is annotated as PRA1 domain family member 2. The transcript has 3 exons. Gene Ontology annotation, cellular component: membrane. Lineage: Eukaryota; Metazoa; Chordata; Lepidosauria; Squamata; Phrynosomatidae. The record is from RefSeq and is a predicted model, not a curated record. The coding region runs from base 39 to 575 and encodes 178 amino acids.